CUGGAAACAAUUUUUCCUAUGUUUCCCUUCUGUUAAUGUGUCUCCUGAUACAUGCAGCAGAGUGAAAGAUACAGAAGCUACAAGUUUCGGUAAGUUCCCCACGCCUAUUAGUGGAAAUAUUACUGAUGUUUAAAUGCUUUCUUCCUCAGUUCUUGUCUUGGAAGCAGAGUGACACGCCUUAAAAACGGAUGCUUGGUGACUUUCCUGUAAUUCAAAAGGUCAAACCCAAUCUUGGCAUAUUUCCAUUAUAUUCAGCAAUGUUGUGAUUGCUCUGCAGUGGAACUGGCUACAGUGAUCUUCACUGUAUUGAGCUGGUCUUUAUGAUGAUGCUUCUGAAACUCUUGGUGAGCUGAGUGUACCUGCUUGUCUCAGUCCUGAGUAUUACCUGUGGCAGAUUGGAUCAAGCUAAUGCAUGUAAAACAAGUGUGCCGUAUCAUUUUCUUUUUUAAUGAUGACGGUAAGAAGAGUAAAGGCUUGCUGUUAAGGGAUCAAUUCAGCCAAACUGAAAGAGCUUGAAUUUGUAGAAAUUCUUCUAUGGUUUUUAAUGUAUUAAUGAGUUAACUCCUAAAGUUUGCGGAGGAUCUGGGUACUGAAUACUUGAGUUAGAGAGGGGAACAGGAAACAACCAAAAUCAAGAAAAUGCAGGUUUUCGGAGCAUUUUGGUUUAGUUUCAUACAUUUCUUUUUCAAAGCCAUUCUUUUUUAACAACCAUAUUCGAGUUUCAAACUCUGCCUGAAAACAUCCCUUUUAUGAAGCUCGGUACACUGGCAGUAAAGCAGUGCUUCUUUCAGAGGCUUACCACUAAUGUUAAGAAUAAUCACGUUAAGGGUGCAUAUACUGCAUAAAGACUCUUGCUGAUGCUUGUUUUUAUGCUGGAUUUCAGAUUUUGCAGUUCAAUUAAUAUUGAAGUAAGAGUAGGAGAAACAGUUUUUCGGAUUUGAAGUCCUAGAGGAGAAACGCUCUGGAAGAUUUCUGACUGCAGGUGCGGAGCCUGACAGAAGACUCACUGGUAUUUACUGCCUGCCUGUUCGUCUGCAGGUAGGGUAGUUUGUAAACUAUGCUUAAACAACAUGGUUUCGUUUCGUACACUUCAUGGAGCAGAACUGCUUUUGUUUCUGUGGGUCCCCCACCGCCGCUCAGGAGGAACGAAGAGAGCGCAUGGCGGGCGCAGCCGGCGGCUCGUGGCUGCAGCACCAGGGCGGAGGGGCACUUCCGGCCUGAGGGCGGGCACUUCCGGCCUGGGAGGGUACUUCCGGCCUGGGGGCAGGCGUGGGUGCGUGUGUCCGCCGCGCUGCGUACCGGCGGGGAGGGUCUCCGUGCUGCAGCUGCGCCCGCACACCGGGAGCGGAGCGGAGCCGAGCCGAGCCGAGCCGAGCCGAACUGAACUGAACUGAACUGAACGGAGCUGCGGCCAUGGACGACGAGCCCGAGAGGACUAAGCGCUGGGAAGGAGGCUACGAGAGAACGUGGGAAAUACUGAAAGAAGACGAAUCCGGGUCGCUGAAAGCAACCAUCGAGGACAUCCUCUUCAAAGCGAAGAGGAAAAGAAUCUACGAACACCAUGGACAAGUCCGGCUGGGAAUGAUGCGUCACCUUUAUGUGGUUGUUGAUGGAUCAAGAACUAUGGAGGACCAAGAUCUAAAACCGAACAGACUUACUUGCACUUUGAAGUUACUCGAGUAUUUUGUUGAAGAGUUCUUUGACCAAAAUCCUAUUAGUCAGAUGGGCUUAAUUGUAACCAAGAGUAAAAGAGCUGAAAAAAUGACAGAACUUUCAGGUAACUCGAAAAAGCACCUAGCUGCUCUGAAGAAAGCUGUGGAUAUGAACUGCCAUGGAGAGCCAUCUCUGUAUAAUUCCCUGAAUUUGGCCAUGCAGACUUUAAAGCAUAUGCCAGGACAUACCAGCAGAGAGGUUUUAAUCGUCUUCAGCAGUCUUACAACAUGUGAUCCAGCCAACAUCUAUGAGCUAAUCAAGUGUCUAAAAGCAGUUAAGAUCAGAGUGUCUGUCAUCGGUCUGAGUGCUGAAGUUCGAGUCUGCACAGUACUGACCCGAGAAACUGGGGGAACAUACCACGUUAUUUUAGAUGAAAGUCACUAUAAGGAGCUGCUGAUGCAUCAUGUUAGUCCUCCACCUGCCAGUUCAAGUUCGGAGUGCUCCCUUAUUCGAAUGGGUUUUCCUCAGCACACUAUUGCUUCCCUUUCUGACCAAGAUGCAAAGCCAUCUUUUAGCAUGGCACAAUUGGAAAACAACAGUGAGCCAUGUCUUACACUGGAUGGAUAUUUCUGUCCCCAGUGCAGAGCCAAAUACUGUGAACUUCCUGUGGAAUGCAAGAUCUGUGGUCUUACACUGGUGUCUGCGCCUCAUCUGGCUCGGUCUUACCAUCACUUGUUUCCUUUGGAUGCCUUUCAGGAAAUUCCACUGGAGGAAUAUCAGGGAGAACGGUACUGUCAAGGCUGCCAGGCCGAAAUCAAAGAUCAAAAUGUUUAUAUAUGUAAAGUAUGCAAGAAUGCAUUCUGUGUGGAAUGUGACGUGUUUGUUCAUGAUUCUCUGCACUGCUGUCCGGGCUGUAUUCACGAGCACCCUGCUCCUGUAUCUGUAUGAUGUCAUCUCUUUUAGAGAUUGUCAUAUCAAUUUAAUUCUUCUGUAAAUUGUUUGUUCAGACUUGGCUUUCAGUGAGGCACCUCGAAACAAGAAUGAUUACAGAAGAGUGAACACCGGCUUGGAAGCAAGUAUAGUGUUUACCUGAUGUAUUAGUAAUUUUCUAACUGUCAUCAGAUACAGAUAGUUCCAGAAUGUAUUUAUUGUAAAAGGUCUGAGUUUUUCUGACUUUUGCUGUGGGUUAACAUGUACAUUUGUAAAUGUGGAAGUAAUAAAACUCAUUUCUAUAUUAGCAUGA
This is a messenger RNA of Numida meleagris (helmeted guineafowl), 2896 nucleotides long. It is a transcript of the gene GTF2H2, whose product is annotated as general transcription factor IIH subunit 2. The transcript has 15 exons. Lineage: Eukaryota; Metazoa; Chordata; Aves; Galliformes; Numididae. The coding region runs from base 1414 to 2601 and encodes 395 amino acids. Gene Ontology annotation, biological process: DNA-templated transcription; regulation of transcription by RNA polymerase II; nucleotide-excision repair. Gene Ontology annotation, cellular component: transcription factor TFIIH holo complex; transcription factor TFIIH core complex. Gene Ontology annotation, molecular function: zinc ion binding. The record is from RefSeq and is a predicted model, not a curated record.